AUCAACAAUUUCAGCAGUCCUCUCAAACCAUUCUUUUGAAUUUGGAUGGUUCAUUUAAUUUAAAUUCUCAAAAUACGGCCCUUUCACACCCAGCAACAGUUUCUAUCCCUGUGCCAGGGCCAUAUACAACCAGCAGUGGAGACUUAACUUUGGGAUUUCAGCAGGUUGUUAUCAAUCAUCUUGCAGCAAUUGAGAAGGAACAGAAAGAUAUUCGGGGGCUUCUAACAGAGAUUAAAAGGAAUCAAGAGUCAGGAGUGUCGCCAAUUGCUAGGCCUGUGCUGGAUUUCUCUACUCUUCCUCGAUUUCCAUUAAAUAACGAGGGAGAACUUGGCGCCUUUGAGACACGACUUCAACUUGUGGAUGAAUACAAUUUAUUUGUAAUUGCUUAAUAGUUCAAUUUAGUUCAAAUCAAGUGUAAUUUAAUUAAUGGUGGAUCAUUUUAUAUUUCAUCGUUAAUUUAACAGGUAGAAUAUUUGAUUGGAAUUGGAGGAAAUGACCUCAAGGAAACAGUGACAGAAAUCUUAAAACGUGUUUUCAGUAAAGAAGUGAGAAUUCAACUGAGCUACACUGGAAAGGGGCUGAACAAAAUCUCAUACUCUUCGUUUAUCAAAAUUAAUGACGCUUUAAUCGGUGAGUAUAAACCCUACAUGUAAAAAUAUAUAUGCUUUUGAGUUACCCUACUAAUUAGUAACAUUUUUAUUUUGCAGCGGCAACUAGACGAAACAGAAAACUUGUAAAUUCAUUAGGAGGAAUCACAGAAAUUCAGAUCAAGCAAAUCAUUAUGGACAAACUUCGUUUCAGUCGUAAAUAACUAUUGUGUGGCAUUUUAUAAUAUUGUCUAUGAAGAUUAUAAAUUUAUAGUAGGAAUUAUGUCAGCGAGUAGAAAUAGAAGACGGAUAAUUCAAUCAAAUGUUAUGAAAAUACAACAGGAAAUUCACGAUAAGGUGUUAGCUCAAUCUAAUGUUUCCGAAGAAAUAGAGCAGCCUGCUUUAAUGUUGGAAGAAGAUGAAGUAGGGUCAAACUGUCAGAUAUUUUUACAACCAAAUUCUAAAUUAAAUGAGGUCCCAUUAAUUUUAAAUUCUAAUCUAGUUGAGGGUGACGAAUUAGAAGUUGACUUAAAAGACAGGUUAGCUAAUUGGGCAGUACAGCAUAAUAUUACGUCAACUGCCAUUGAUGAUCUUUUGGGCAUUUUAUCUGCACAUGUGACAGGUUCUAAUUUACCAAAAUGUGCUAAGGGUUUAGUGGGGACUCCAAAAAAUUAUGAAAUUAGCGAGAUUCAGGGUGGUUCAUAUCAUCAUUUUGGGCUGAAACAAAAAUUGUUAUUCUUAUCUAAGGUGUUUACAAUACCAAGGGAUGGAGUGCUUUGGAUAAUCCUAGGAAUUGAUGGAUUACCAAUUAGUAAAUCUAGCAAAAAACAAUUUUGGCCAAUUCUAGGGCGAUGUAUCAACGUAGCGAAUAAUGUCCCAUUUUUAAUUGGUUUAUAUUACAGCGAUAAUAGCAAACCUGUGGAUGUCAGCGAGUUUCUCCAACCAUUUGUAACAGAAUUUAAGAAACUGUCACAGGAAGGAAUAAGAAUUAAUGGUAUUCUUUAUCAAGUUAGACUACAGUGCAUAGUUGCAGAUGCCCCGGCAAGAAAUCUUAUUAAGCAAACUUCAGCAUUUAAUGGUUAUAAUGGUUGUGACCGUUGCAUUGAUAAAGGCGUAUGGUUAGGUCGCGUGGUAUUUAAAAAUUUACAAGCGGAUUUAAGGUCAGAUAUUGGAUUUGUUGGGCAGGAGGACGCCAAUCAUCAUGUAGGUAUUUCCCCAUUAAUUGGGCUAGGCGUUGGCAUGGUUUCUGGGGUUGUUCUUGAUUACAUGCACCUUAUUUGUUUGGGAGUUGUUAAAAAGCUAUUGAAAUGCUGGAAAAGAGGACCCAUGCACAAGGAAGGGAAGUAUACAAUAUAUGAAAUUUCAGAUAGACUGAUUCAACUUAGAAAAUUUGUUUGCUCGGAGUUUAAUAGGAAGCCAAGGCCACUCUCGGAGUUGGAGUUUUGGAAGGCGACAGAGCUCCGAAAUUUCUUGUUGUAUUUUGGCCCAUUUGCUUUAAAGGGUUUACUUAGUUCUGAAAAAUAUGAGCAUUUUAUGGCUUUAAGUAUUGCAACAAGAAUUUUGCUUUCAAAUAAUCGUAAUUGGUAUAAUUACGCCCGACAUUUAAUGUUUGAGUUUACAAAAAAUAUUGGUAAGCUAUAUCAUGAUCAAUUUUUGGUUUACAAUGUUCAUUCGCUAAUUCAUUUAACGGACGAUGCUGAUAAGUUUGGGUCGUUGGAAAAGGUCAACGCUUUUGCUUUUGAAAAUAGUAUGCAGUCUUUGAAGAAAAUGUUGAGGGGAUCGAAAACAAUCUCCAUAUAUCAAAAAAAAUUAACGAUCGUGGUUGUAUUCUAA
This is a messenger RNA of Folsomia candida, 2420 nucleotides long. RefSeq lists its product as uncharacterized. The coding region runs from base 870 to 2420 and encodes 516 amino acids. Lineage: Eukaryota; Metazoa; Arthropoda; Collembola; Entomobryomorpha; Isotomidae. The record is from RefSeq and is a predicted model, not a curated record. The transcript is spliced from 3 exons.